Molecule: messenger RNA, 3120 nt
Organism: Electrophorus electricus (electric eel)
Lineage: Eukaryota; Metazoa; Chordata; Actinopteri; Gymnotiformes; Gymnotidae
Gene: spidr
Product: scaffold protein involved in DNA repair
Biological process (GO): regulation of establishment of protein localization to chromosome; double-strand break repair via homologous recombination
Cellular component (GO): nuclear chromosome; nucleoplasm
Source: RefSeq, a predicted model, not a curated record
UGGCCCGCGAGGAUGUUUGAGCUCGCGUCGUUCACUCGCGAGACUGCUACGUCUAAUGGAACUGGACCUAAUGUCACUUAGCUAUCCAACUAACUACUCCCUACCGAGUUCAAAACAGUGAGCAUAUAAAUGAACACCAUGUCUUCUUUUUCAAAGCGCAAAAGAAACUCACGGAAUAUGAGAUGCGUGCUAUUUCCAGAGGACGCCAAAGAAGCCUUCAGCAUGAGGGGUUGCGCUCCCUCAAAGGCACCGAAGUCAUGGGAGAGAUGUAGCGAGAGCUUCGGGGACUCUACUAUGAUCGAGAAGCUUCAGACAGCGGGAGGAACGAGCACAACUGUGCAGCAACUGGCCGCGUCAUCCAGACCAGUGAGGUAUGACCUAGCAGAAGAUCCAGUACAUAUUGUGUGGAGCUCAAGUGAGGAAGAGCAGUCUGAUGGUGAAUGCCAGCUUCCACUUCCUGUCCCAACUGCAAAGGCAUCACUGCGAUCCAGAGUAUUGAGGGGUCAUGGAGGUUCCAGCAAUCAGGCAGCGGGCAGCUCCUCCAGCAGAUACUGCCAUUUACUCAGGACAGGAGCAGACACAGACGACCUACCCAAUAUUGAUUCAGAGAGCGAGCAAGAGGAUGAGGUAUCUACAGUGAGUACACUUCCUAUGAAGGUGGCAGCCAAUAUCUCUGACUGCUCCUCCUCCUCUGAUGGUCAUGGAGGUCCAGGGCGGUUCAGACGUCUGGACUCCUCUGCUCUGGAGCCGCCCCAUAGGUCUGUGAGCGAGUGGGUUCGCUCUGUGCAAGCGCUGCUCCACACUCCUCAAAAACAAACCACCGGGACCUCGUGGACACCCAAGGACUCUGGCAAAAAGAGGCGCAGUUUUGAAAGUGGGGGUCUUGCAGAAAGACUUAAUAGGCUUCAGUGCAGACAGAGGUCAGCUAUAAGUUUCUGGAAACACCAGUCUCUGUCCAACAUUACCACACCUACAGAGGAAAGGCCAGGUGUGUUAAUGCUACGUGUGCAGAGCGUGCAGGAGGUGUGCGGGAUGCAGGCAGCUCUGUGUUACAGACCCAUCGAGGGUGAGCCAUGCAUUGCACUCUUCUGUAAGGAAACAGCCACUCACCUGGCACUUGGUGCAGAGAACACCAUCUACGUCUAUCCACCAUGGCAGAGUCUUAUUGUUGAAGGGGAACAACAUCCGAUAAUCCUCAACACUCAUUUCAGCCAGAAGGUUUUAGCAGAGGUGAAGCGAGAAAACAGCACAAUGUUGCCAAGGAUUAUGUCACCUGAGGAGAAGACCAAACCAUAUCCUUUAACCAGAUGCCUAUGGCAGAGAGACAAAGUCUUCCUGUCUACUCUGCAAUCCAUCCCUCAUGAGCAGGUCUGCAGGGAUGUGAGUGGUACAUCUGAGUCUCUUCUAGAGGCAGUGGAGGCUUGUGGCCCAUCAGGCUUAUUGUGUGACCCUGUGGAGGUGGUGGUUCAGAGAGUCUAUUUCAGCACCAUCUCACAGCCAUUAAGACAUACAGCUCUCAGACAGUCUGGACCAGCAGAACCAUGGCACACUGGCAGGUUGUGUAUGCUGGUGCAAGAUGCCUAUGGUAUGUUCAGUGAGGUGGAGUUGCAGUGUGUGUCUUCAGAAGAGGAGCUGAAACACUACACAAAGCUGCUAGAGGGAAGAAUGUGUGUGCUGCAGACACUGAAAGUGAUCAAGCGUCUCACUCGCGAAAGAUAUAAUCAACUCUUCAGUUUGAUUGACAGUCUGUGGCCGCCUUCGGUUCCCAUAAGGGUUCACAGGGACCUGGUGUGCAAUCAGGCAGUUAGAGUUCCAGCACCCAGCUUCUGCUACAGGCUGGCUGGGCAGCAGAACGGUGUGGUCGUUCGACUUAUGUCCCCAUUAUACCGUCCACCUGUGGUUCAGACCCUCCGAGAGAUUUUACAGGAUCAUUGCACUAGUUUUCGGUGCAGUUUCACAGCGACUGUUGUUUAUAAGCGAGAACAGACAUUCCAGAGUGUAGGAGAGAAAGAUUUCUUGCUGUUUGUGACGGACCACAGCCUGCAGGAUGAGCAGAGUUGUGGGAUCAGGAACAGGACACUGCCUGUGCAUGUGAGCUCCUCCUGCCUGCUCCACAGCUCCAUCAGAGAGGCCAUCACCUCCUCCCAGACUAGGCCCACGCUGCACUUCAGAGACGCUAUGAUGGAGCACGGGAAGCUGCUGGAUAGUCAUAUAUUCUGCUGGGGGCAGUCUGUGCUGCAUUUUGACUCUGAGCAGGCCCUAACUUGGAGCCCAUCACCGCCCAAACCCUUUCUGUUGGAUCAGCUCAGCCUGGAGAGCCCAUCUUGUUCACUCUGCACUCUCACAGGAGAGGUGGUGGGAGUGGAUGAGGACUCUGCUUACUCCUGGCUCUCCUGCAGACAGUGUGGCAGUGACCGCUUAGAGGCACAGCAAAAGCAACAGGAAGUGUUUCUUUGUGCAGAAUGUGGAGUAGUGGACAAACCAACCACAAAGAUGCAACUUGAAGUAUUUCUCAGUUGUCCUUCAUUAACUCACAGUACUGUGAAAAUUAAGCUGCAACAGAAAUCCAUAGUGUCCCUCUUAAAGUCAACCGGAUAUACUGAGGGAUAUGAGGUGCAGAAUGUGCUUGGGAAGAAAGUUGGCCCUCUGAGUGCCUUCAUCCAUGUUAUCAGCAAGCAAUCCACCCUUUGGAUGGGUUUAGAGGAGAUUGUUCUAUGACCCACCCUCAUGGAUACACCUGUGUACCUUGGAUAACCUUUGCAUCACUCAUCUGUCCAUUACCAAAGGAAACAUAGUAUAUUGCCAGUCUAAACAUAAGUACAAAUGAAUUGUUUUUACAUACCCUUAAGCCUGUAGAGGCUGAGAUUUCUUGUAGCAUCGUCAAAUGUUGCUGUUUUUCUCAUGCCAUGAACUGAAUAGGAUUUUAAACACUAAUUUUGAUUAGCUAUGGUCUUGUUCGUUCAUUUCCAUUGCAAACAGCCUCUCAAACAUCCACAUCAUCUUCCACUCCUGUUAAUGAACACCUGGAGCAUAAUGCUACCAGUGUAACUGUACAUAGAACAUUUUGUAACGUGUAUUGCUAUAGGGCCUAUGCUAUAAAAACACGGUGUGUACAUUUUA